CUCUACCACUCCUCCCGCGCUGUGGAACCUGCCACCCGGCCGCUGGUUGCACUCACGCGCUGUGUCGGCCACUUUCACAAGCACGCGCGGUUGCUCACAUGCCCGCCAAGUGGCAGUGCGGAACACUCCAUCGCGUCAUCCUCGUCCGCAUGCAAGCCCCAGCGCCAUGGUCGAUGCAUCGAUGCAUCAUGGCAUGACUGCUGACGGUCGACCGCUGAUCCGCGAUGGACCUUCCUCGCAGUCCCAGUCCCAUCUCGCGCCUUUCGCGAUUGGGUAAAAUUAACCUCGCGCCGGGCCGUUGGUCGCGUUCGAUGGUUCUAGAAUCGUAACCGGAUAGCCCUUCGACAUACAAACGCGUUGCUGGCUUAUCCGGAUGUCCGGUGAGGUGCGUGUUCCGGCGCACUUAGUCGGUGGCCUGUGCCCCCCGUUGGUUAUUUUCCGUUUUAGUCACUGGGCGAGAGAUGGCUCUGAAGCGUAUCAACAAGGAACUGCAGGACCUCGGGAAGGACCCGCCGGCCAACUGCUCGGCCGGCCCCGUCGGCGACGACCUCUUCCACUGGCAGGCGACCAUCAUGGGCCCGGAAGACUCGCCGUACGCGGGUGGCGUCUACUUCCUCAACAUCCACUUCCCGGCAGAUUACCCGUUCAAGCCGCCGAAAGUCAACUUCACGACGCGCAUCUACCACUGCAACAUCAACGCCAACGGUGGCAUCUGCUUAGACAUCCUCAAGGACCAGUGGAGCCCCGCGCUCACGAUCUCGAAGGUCCUCCUCUCGAUUUGCUCGCUGCUCACGGACGCUAACCCCGACGACCCGCUCGUGCCCGAGAUUGCGCAGAUUUAUAGAACCGACCGCGCCCGCCACGAUGGCACGGCACGGGAGUGGACGGCCAAGUACGCCAUGUAAUCCUGCGCUGCUACACCUGGAGAUGCAACCGCUGCCAUUGCGCCGUGCUUGACGGCCUGUAUGGUCUAACGACGAUGUUAAUGGGAGUGCUUUGAACUCCAGCAACAUGGAAAUGGUUUUGUAUCUUUGCCCCGUGCCACGUGCGCCUGCCACGUCCAGCGACACGCGCGCUGCGCACCGCGCUGCCCUGACCGCACAUGCGUCGCC
Molecule: messenger RNA, 1112 nt
Organism: Saprolegnia diclina VS20
Lineage: Eukaryota; Oomycota; Saprolegniomycetes; Saprolegniales; Saprolegniaceae
Product: ubiquitin-conjugating enzyme E2 4
Exons: 1
Coding region: 462-905 (147 amino acids)
Biological process (GO): protein polyubiquitination
Cellular component (GO): nucleus
Molecular function (GO): ubiquitin conjugating enzyme activity
Source: RefSeq, a predicted model, not a curated record